AUGUUGGUGAUGGGUGAUGGUGGCGGUAGUAAUAAUAAUGAUGAUGAUGAAAGAGGCGGGGAGUGUGAUGGGGGCGACCUUCUUGAUGAUGGUUCAAGACAGACUAUGAUGUUUUCAGCCACUUUUCCAUCAAAUAUUCAAAGUCUUGCAAAGGAUUUUUUGAAAAAUGAUUACUUGUUCCUUACAGUUGGUAGACUUGGUGGAACAACAAUGUAUGUUGAUGAUAAGGAUAAACGUGCAAAACUUGUUGAGCUACUUAUGAAACAACCACCAUCUCGUACUCUGAUCUUUGUUGAAACAAAACGUGGUGCAGAUUCACUUGAUGAUUACUUGUAUCAUAAAAAUUUUCCUACAACUAGUAUUCAUGGUGAUAGAUCACAACGCGAGAGAGAAGAUGCUUUAAUAUCAUUCAAAAAUGGCCGAUCACCUAUUUUAAUUGCUACGGCUGUUGCUGCACGUGGUCUUGACAUAAAAAAUGUAAUGCAUGUCAUAAAUUAUGAUCUAUGUAAAGAUAUUGAUGAAUAUGUUCACCGAAUCGGAAGGACUGCACGUGUUGGUAAUGAAGGAUUGGCAACAACUUUUUACAAUGAAAAAAAUUCUGAUGUUGCUAGUGAUUUAGUUAAAUUAUUGUUGGAAUGUAAACAAGAAGUUCCUAGUUUUUUAAAAUCAUACUUGCCUGAUAAUAAUAAUUUUGGUGAUGAUGCAGAUUUUGAUAAUAAAAGAGGCGGAGGAAGUAGUGACUACAGAAAUCAAAAUAACAAAUAUGCUAAUAAUGAUUCAUCAGGAGGUGUAACAUCAAGUAACUGGGAUGCUCAUAACAACAAUAACACUAGUAACAUAUGGGAUAAUACACAACAAAAAGACAUAAUAAAUGACACAUCAGCAUCAACAGCAUGGGAUCCUAGUAAAACUCCAUGGGAUGGUGCAUUUCAACAGCAACCAACAUUUCAACAACAACUUCCUCCUCCUAACCUUCAGUCUUUUCCUCCACAAUCUUUUCCUCCACAACAACAAAAUCCUUUACAACCACCACCACAACCUCAAUAUAUUCAUUCACAAUUUACUCCUCAACCUCCAUAUAGUAGUCCGCAACCAUUACAACCACAACAACCUGUUAUUCAACAAUAUGGCAGCAGUGCACCACCACCUCAACCAUCAUUGAUUGGUCAACAACCUAAUCCUAAUAAUAAUUAUAACCAAAUUCCUCCUCCACAACACCAAAACUAUGGUUAUAAUUCACAAUCUAUACCACCACAACCACAAACCCAUUCUUAUCAACAAAUGUCACAACCACAACAAUUAUCACAACAAUUACCACAACAAUUACCACAACAAUUACCACAACAAUUACCACAACCACCACAACCAUUUGGUAAUUAUGGUGCUAGUCCUUCUAAUAAUAAUUAUAAUUAUUGA
Molecule: messenger RNA, 1416 nt
Organism: Entrophospora sp. SA101
Lineage: Eukaryota; Fungi; Glomeromycota; Glomeromycetes; Entrophosporales; Entrophosporaceae
Source: the annotation of a GenBank genome assembly